Molecule: messenger RNA, 885 nt
Organism: Penicillium robsamsonii
Lineage: Eukaryota; Fungi; Ascomycota; Eurotiomycetes; Eurotiales; Aspergillaceae
Exons: 7
Coding region: 1-885 (294 amino acids)
Source: RefSeq, a predicted model, not a curated record
AUGUCUACCUCAAUCGCCGAGGCACAUCUGACAUCAGAUGAACGAUAUCAGCAAUCGCUCAUCUAUGGUCUGAUUAUCAGCACGGGAAUCCUGUCCAUGAUUAUCUGCAGUUUAAGACUUUACACAAGAGCAUUUAUUGUUAAUGUGUUUGGGGUGGAUGAUGUUGCUGUCUGCGUCGCAUUGGUUUUCACGCAAACCUUCAACGGGAUAGGAAUUGCGAUUGUAUAUUAUGGAGAAGGAAAACAUUUUACUAGUGUCUCUGCUGAAGAUCGAGCAAUGUGGCUCAAGCUCUACUACGUCGCAAUGUGCAUGUACCUCUACACCUCAUUGUCAGUAAAGCUUAGCUUGCUGAUAUUUCUACGACGGAUCUUCGUCAAACUUCUCAUUUUCGUGAGCGAUGUCAUUAUCUUGCUCGCCCCAAUGGUCAUUCUAUGCAGAUUACAGAUGCCUACGAGAAAGGUCGUUGCUUUGGUGGCAAUCUUUGGAUCGGGUAUAAUCGCCUGCAUUUCGCCCGUUGUACGCUUCAGCACGUUGGAUUAUUUACGUAACGGGACUACAGACCUUACCUACGACUCGGCUUCAUCCCUGUACUGGAUGGCCAUCGAGUUCAAUCUGGGCCUUAUCGCAGGCUCCCUCUCUUCACUACGACCAUUGCCUCUUUUCCGGCGAUUCGGCUCGAGUGCAAACCGCUCCCAAGAGAAGGCGUCAGCCAGCGACGAAUCACACGAGCUUGGAAAUGUCAAUGCGAGUGGGUCCAGAAGUCCUUGGAAAAACAGAAUGAGUUUUGGAAUGGAAGGGUCGAUACUGGAGGAUAGUGUCAACGGCAGCCAAGAGCGCAUUAUCCAUGCGAAGGCAGACUAUGUGAAGCCAGAGCCGAGAGAUUGA